CUAGCCAUUAGUAGCAACAACAAAAAAAAAACUCAAAUACAAAAGUCAAAAUUAUGAGACAAAUAGUUACAAUCAUGCCACAUGUGUUUUUAAGCCUAAUACAAGCCCAUUAGGAUGUAAAAAGACUAAUAAUAUAAGCCCAUCUUCAUUUAGUCAGAAAAGUCACGUGCACCUAUCACGUGAUUUUCUUUUUUGCUUAGGUAGGGUUUGUGUAAGGGUCUCUGACGAGAGAAUUGAGAUGGCGCUUAGAGGAGUAUGGCAGCUCCAAAAGCUCGUAGUGAGCUACUGUAAUUGGGGAGGUAGCAGUAGAGGCAUAAGAGCCUUUAUGGAAUCAGAGUUGCCUGCGCUGAUAGAGAAAAAUCCGCAGCUCGAAGUUGCUACCGAGCUUUCAAGGGGACAACAUCCUUAUCUCAAGGGCAUAUACAGUAUUGAAUUUCUCUCCUCCUCUUACUUGUUAUCAUGUACAGGCACUGUAACGUCUCUUGAUGUUAGCUAUUUUUUUUUGGCAUAUGAUUGUGUAGGGAAUAGAAAUGAGAGGGUGGUGUGUGUGAAGAACAUGGAUCCUGAACAAGUGCUUUUGAAUGCAACGAGGCUUAGGAACUCACUUGGAAGGAAAGUGGUGAAGCUGAGGACUAGACAUGUGACCAAGCACCCCAGUGUUCAAGGCACUUGGACAACCGCUGUCAAGUUCUGACAACUUUGGUUGUUGCAAGUAUGAGUCCUGAGUUGUUUCUACUUCUACUUGGAUAAAGAUUCAGCUUCAGUUGUUCGAGUUGUGUCUGUCUCUCUUAAUAAGGUUUCAGGAGGGUUUAUGGUAAAAUUCAUUUUGCUGAUCAGUUGUAGUAGUACUUGGUAUUUUAGUAUCUUACCAACUACAGAGAGGACUCAAACUUUUCAUUUC
Brassica rapa (field mustard) is the source of this 901-nucleotide messenger RNA. RefSeq names its product 54S ribosomal protein L51, mitochondrial. The record is from RefSeq and is a predicted model, not a curated record. Gene Ontology annotation, biological process: mitochondrial translation. Lineage: Eukaryota; Viridiplantae; Streptophyta; Magnoliopsida; Brassicales; Brassicaceae. Gene Ontology annotation, molecular function: structural constituent of ribosome. Gene Ontology annotation, cellular component: mitochondrial large ribosomal subunit.